Molecule: messenger RNA, 2048 nt
Organism: Exophiala oligosperma
Lineage: Eukaryota; Fungi; Ascomycota; Eurotiomycetes; Chaetothyriales; Herpotrichiellaceae
Exons: 2
Coding region: 450-1988 (512 amino acids)
Molecular function (GO): protein serine/threonine phosphatase activity
Source: RefSeq, a predicted model, not a curated record
CAGCAUCAUCCGACGAGCUGCUCACGAUCUUCUCUCCAUCUCCAUACGGAACGAUUCCAGCCACCAAAAACAUCCUCCUCAUCCUCCCCCACCACCACAACUGCUUCUGGUUCUUCUGUUUCAUCCUACCAGCAUUAUCCUUGUCAUCUUCUUCCACCACCCUUGAUCCAAUUACUUUGUAUCUGGCCUUCUGGCGACUCUCGGUUCAUUGUUCACGACACCCCGACUAUGUGAUUUCUCAAGCAACACUUAUUUCGCGUCGUUAUUCCGCUCGAAUCGACCCUCCCACCUCCCCACCUUCGUUUUCCGCUGUACUUUGACCUCCGACAUGCCCUUGUCAUAACAUCAUUUUCCAAUUGUCAACCGAGUGCUUAAAGAGGUAUAUUCUGCCAGGUACCUGCGCUCUCUCUCCGACCGGUCACCCGUCUGCGCGACAUCCGCGCUGGAGGAUGAACUCACUCAACCUCAUCUCAUCCCGGGUCAUCGGACAAAGCCCAACACCCACACGUCCUCGUUCGAGAUCCCAAGGCGAGCCGCUCAAGAGAGGUUACGGUGAAGAUCAUCAUAGGGGAAGAUCAUACAGCGACGACCGUACAGCUCAGAUCAAACACGAGAGCGAUGGUGAACUGUCGGACAUCCUGGGUGCGUCACCCUCUGCGGACGAUGAGGAUGUUCCAAUUAAGGACGACGAGGAGCAGGAGCCGCUGCUAGGCCAUGACGAAAAGGCAGCUUUGGCAAACGAAUCCCAUGGCUGGCGGGCAUUCGUGAAGAGACUGACAGACGCUAUAACUGCUAUCCUGACUGCCAUUGGAGCCCCCAUUGUCUAUGUCGCCAGAUACCUGAGAGACCCAGAUGGCAAGCUUUCCCCGGCACCACGAUGGCGGCGACGAGAUCGAAUCUCCAGUAGCACUACAGCUGGAGCCAAUGGUCUUGCCGGUGGUACCCAUGAUAGCACCUGGAGCUUGGAGAAGCCCACGCACCGCGCACUGCAGGAUACCAAACUACGACACUCUUACUCGUCCGACUCGAUGAACACCACGUCGGAUUCGGACUCUGAGCUCCGGAAGGCCGAGAAAGCUUCGCGGAAGAUCAAACCGAAGAGGGAGAAGAGCGGACGCGAGGAGUCAGAAACACGGAGAUCGUCUAUUCGUAUCAAGGAACAGACCGACCCUGCCUUGAAGCGACGCAGGCAAAAGAAAGCUGCAAGUCCACUGGGUGACAACGGCACUUUGACUGUCGACAGCAUCAAGUCACCAACUUCUCCUUCCCCAUCACUUAAGAUAACGCGAUACCCGCAUGCGCCACAUCCACCAAGACCUCUCAUCCCGCGAAGGCAACCCUCAUAUGCCAACCUUGUUCCCCGUCCACCUACCCGUGGUUCGGCACCAUUACAGCAAAAGACGUUGAUUCUAGAUCUCGAUGAAACACUCAUCCAUUCUCUGGCUAAGGGCGGUCGCAUGUCUUCUGGUCAUAUGGUCGAAGUGAAGUUGAACGUGCCUGUUGCUCUCAGUUCACCCCAGCCUGGCCAGGUCGCCUCGGUUCUGGGACCACAACAUCCCAUCCUGUAUUACGUGCACAAACGACCCCAUUGUGACGAGUUCCUCCGCAAAAUCUCCAAGUGGUACAAGCUCGUCGUCUUUACUGCUUCGGUCCAGGAAUAUGCAGAUCCCGUCAUUGACUGGCUAGAGCAAGAGCGUAAAUAUUUUGUCGGGCGGUAUUAUCGACAGCAUUGUACUUUCAGAAACGGAGCUUACAUCAAGGACCUGAGCAGCAUCGAGCCAGAUUUGAGCAAGGUGAUGAUUCUGGAUAACAGUCCAGUCAGUUACAUUUUCCACGAAGACAACGCGAUACCGAUUGAGGGAUGGAUCAAUGAUCCGACGGAUAAUGAUUUGCUCCAUUUGAUACCCAUGUUAGAGGCUUUGCAGUACGUGACGGAUGUGAGGGCUCUGCUAGCCCUUCGACGAGGAGAGGCAGACGCAGCCUCGUAGAUUUGUCGUUAUGUUGGUAUACUCUAGAGGGCUGUAAUCACAAUGUACUACAUCGCAUCA